Messenger RNA from Scheffersomyces amazonensis, 823 nucleotides. RefSeq names its product ubiquitin (gene UBI4). Gene Ontology annotation, cellular component: nucleus; cytoplasm. The record is from RefSeq and is a predicted model, not a curated record. The transcript has 2 exons. Gene Ontology annotation, biological process: protein ubiquitination; modification-dependent protein catabolic process. Gene Ontology annotation, molecular function: ubiquitin protein ligase binding; protein tag activity. NCBI's taxonomy places the organism in Eukaryota, Fungi, Ascomycota, Pichiomycetes, Serinales, Debaryomycetaceae. The coding region runs from base 55 to 744 and encodes 229 amino acids.
CUUUCUUUUAACUCCAUCAAUCAAUUAAUAAUAAAUUUAUAAACUUAUAUCACAAUGCAAAUUUUCGUUAAGACUUUAACUGGUAAGACCAUUACCUUAGAAGUUGAAUCUUCCGACACUAUCGAUAAUGUCAAAUCCAAAAUUCAAGAUAAAGAAGGUAUUCCACCUGAUCAACAAAGAUUAAUUUUUGCUGGUAAACAAUUGGAAGACGGUAGAACUUUAUCUGAUUACAAUAUUCAAAAGGAAUCCACUUUACACUUAGUCUUAAGAUUAAGAGGUGGUAUGCAAAUUUUCGUCAAGACUUUGACUGGUAAGACCAUUACCUUAGAAGUCGAAUCCUCAGACACCAUUGACAACGUUAAAUCUAAAAUUCAAGACAAAGAAGGUAUUCCUCCUGAUCAACAAAGAUUAAUUUUUGCUGGUAAACAAUUGGAAGACGGUAGAACUUUAUCUGACUACAAUAUCCAAAAGGAAUCCACUUUACACUUAGUCUUAAGAUUAAGAGGUGGUAUGCAAAUUUUCGUCAAGACUUUAACCGGUAAGACCAUUACCUUAGAAGUCGAAUCCUCAGACACCAUUGACAACGUUAAAUCUAAAAUUCAAGACAAAGAAGGUAUUCCACCUGAUCAACAAAGAUUAAUUUUCGCUGGUAAACAAUUGGAAGACGGUAGAACUUUAUCUGACUACAAUAUCCAAAAGGAAUCCACUUUACACUUAGUCUUAAGAUUAAGAGGUGGUCAAUAAGUGUUUUAGGUGAAAGCUAAUUUUUUUUAAAGGUUGGAAAAAAGUUACAUGGUUGAUGUUUUAAAUAAUAUAUAGUGAG